GAAAUCAGAAGAAUAAUAUAUGAAUACACUCUUCUCAGACCUGUUGAGAAGAAAAAGAAAUCUGCAUCUAAGACGCCCGUCUUUCUCAGAGCCCUAAAGAUAUACGGUUCACAGCAUUUAUGUAUUGAAGCGAAGACAACUUUUUAUUCAAUCAACAUGUUCACGUAUAACAUUGUGAAAACUCUCAAGUUUGCGGAUCCAGAAGUAUGUGUGAUGUUUCGCAAAUUACUUCUGAUCAUACCCUGCAACUUCUCUCCACUAUCAAAGAUCCCGAACCAGAUGUCUCUUCUUUAUUCUUCUCUCCGUCAUUUAACACUUCGCAAGAUGUUCUCCUACGAACAUGGUGGAUUCGAAAUGUUUCUCACACACUCAUUGCGGAAAUUCGAAAGAUUGAUCAGUGUGAAAGUCGAAUGUGAGUAUGGGGAAUUCUUCUCUUCAUCCUUUGUUCAGAAUCAGGAUCGAUGGAUAUCACUUCUGAACAAAAUGAUUACUGGGGAGAAUGGGGAAUUGGUGCAAGGUACACGGAUAGGAGGAGAGGAAGCUAGUGGUACGCUACCUAGUGCUCCUACGUGGGUCUGGAAGGUUGGAAAUGGUGACUCAAGAGAAGCGAAGAUGUUGAUUGGUAUGAGGAGAGAUAUUAAUUUGGUUAUUAAGCAUAAAGUUUAUCAUGUUAGAUUCUAGGGCGAUGCUUUAUGUAUUUAUCGAAUUAUUUCAAAUGACAUUCUGAACUAGUCAGAUGUGGUUUACCAUAUAUAUAUAUAUGUGUGUGUGUGUGUCAAUAUCUUAAAUCUUCCCAAUGGGCAGAACGAUAUUCAAUAAAUAAAUUUCUCA
Botrytis cinerea B05.10 is the source of this 831-nucleotide messenger RNA. RefSeq lists its product as hypothetical. The record is from RefSeq and is a predicted model, not a curated record. The transcript is spliced from 2 exons. Bases 157 to 681 code for a protein of 174 amino acids. NCBI's taxonomy places the organism in Eukaryota, Fungi, Ascomycota, Leotiomycetes, Helotiales, Sclerotiniaceae.